GACAUAUUACAACUAUUACAACCCUGUUAACCCUCACCAUGUAAAAUUUUCUGCCUGCCUUUUUAUCCCACUUCUCACAAUAUAUAACCCCAAAACAAUGACUAGCGAAACCCCUCCCAGCACUCUAAAAUGGUCGUCGCAACUACUUGUCACGCCACCAAUCCGCACCCCCAAGCUCCCUGGCGACAAGAUCUUACUCCCCCAAUCCGCCCUCGAACAACUCCUCGCCGCGGCGCCGGUCGUCGAAAUUGAAGAUAACAACAGAGAAAACCCCGCCUCCUACCUCCCCCGCACAUCCGCUUUCGACCCUUUUAACCCUUACACUUUUAGCGCCGAGGCACAAGCUCGAACGGUCGCUUCGUCAAGCUCCAGGACGCGGCAACCGCAGCUUCCGCACCCGCUUACGUUCCGAAUCACAAACCCGAAUAAUGGGAGAGCUGUGUAUGCCGGUAUCAGGGAGUUCUCGGCAGAGGAAGGGGAGGUUAGUCUGAGCAGUUUUCUGCGGGGUGUGCUUGGGUUAGAAGCGGAGUCUACUACUACAGCUUCCGGGGUUGGUGCUGAUGCGGUGGACGGGAAUGCAAAGCUGGCUGCUGCUGUUACAGUUGAUGUGCAGCAGUUACCGAAAGGAACCUAUGUGCGGCUUCGGCCUGUGGAGGCUGGAUAUGAAUCUGAAGACUGGAAGGCGCUGCUCGAACGCCAUUUACGCGAGAAUUUCACGACGUUGACGAUUGGGGAAGUGCUGAGAAUUCCAAGGGGACGGAAUCGGCAUUUCGAGUUUUUGGUCGACAAGGCUGCCCCGGACGGAAAUGGGAUUUGUAUUGUUGAUACGGACCUGGAAGUUGAUAUUGAGCCAUUGAACGAGGAACAGGCGCGAGAGACAUUGAGGAGGAGAACGGAAAAGGCUUCGUUGGAAAAUAAAGCGAAGAAGAAGAGCUCGACUGGGGGGUUGAUUUCAAAGGACCAAGACAUAAGCGGUCGAGUCGGGAGAGGGGAGUAUGUCGAUUACGAAUUGAAGGAUUGGAAUUCGUCAAAGGAAAUUCACCUGCAACUUGAAGCUGCUGAUGGAGCUGAUUUGGAUGUUUUCAUCAGCCCACUCACACGCCGUAUCGAAAGACGAUACCUAUCGCAAAUGCUCACCGGCUGCGGGAAGCCAUGGUGUCGAAACGAGUACUGCAAAACAGGACACCAGCAGCGUUCUUCACAGCCCUCCUCCUCUCCAUCUGGCAGUCUACCCACAUCUUCAAAAGAUAUCCUGCAGACUAUAAAACCACUCCUCGACGCUAUAGAGCUGAAACCAGGGGGUGUCAAUACCGCUCCAUUCUAUUUUUGUGUUGAUGAAAUGAGUCAACAAAGACGUAUCGUUGGCGAAAUGAUUGCCGCCGAAACUGUUUAUGAUAUUAGAUGGUGUCUCGCGGCGUUGGAAGCCAGCGGCGGGGAUUUAGACAAGGCGAGAGAUUGGUUGAAUGGAUGGGCACCGAAAAGAGACGAAACUAGAUCUGAAUGAUGACGAUAGAUAAGAAUUUAUGUAAUUAAUCCUUUUGUCUAUAGAGAGCCAUUAUUUCAUAUUUCAUACAGCCGUGACAAAAUACAACUACGACAACAACA
This is a messenger RNA of Talaromyces proteolyticus, 1605 nucleotides long. Its product is annotated as ubiquitin fusion degradation protein UFD1-domain-containing protein. The transcript has 2 exons. Bases 98 to 1504 code for a protein of 468 amino acids. NCBI's taxonomy places the organism in Eukaryota, Fungi, Ascomycota, Eurotiomycetes, Eurotiales, Trichocomaceae. Gene Ontology annotation, molecular function: polyubiquitin modification-dependent protein binding. The record is from RefSeq and is a predicted model, not a curated record. Gene Ontology annotation, cellular component: VCP-NPL4-UFD1 AAA ATPase complex.